AUGAGGCUCAUGCUCCUGGUUUUGGCUGUUAUCUUGCUCCUGGUCCGAGUCACCCAAGCCAUGCGUUGCUGGGGCAAGUUGGGAAGGUGCAGAACAACGUGUGAACAGAGUGAGGUCUUCCAUAUAUUAUGCACGGAUGAAGCUAAGUGUUGUGUCAACCCCAAGCACGUACCUGUCAAAACUUGA
Molecule: messenger RNA, 186 nt
Organism: Ailuropoda melanoleuca (giant panda)
Lineage: Eukaryota; Metazoa; Chordata; Mammalia; Carnivora; Ursidae
Gene: DEFB121
Product: defensin beta 121
Exons: 2
Coding region: 1-186 (61 amino acids)
Biological process (GO): innate immune response
Cellular component (GO): extracellular region
Source: RefSeq, a predicted model, not a curated record